Cynara cardunculus var. scolymus (artichoke) is the source of this 568-nucleotide messenger RNA. Its product is annotated as classical arabinogalactan protein 7-like. The transcript has a single exon. The record is from RefSeq and is a predicted model, not a curated record. Lineage: Eukaryota; Viridiplantae; Streptophyta; Magnoliopsida; Asterales; Asteraceae. The coding region runs from base 25 to 435 and encodes 136 amino acids.
UCUCUCUAAACUCAAGACAUCAAGAUGGCUUCUUCCACAAUUUUCAAAUGCUUCAUGUUAAUGGCGGUCUUCACCACCUCAUGCAUCGCACAACCUCCCACCGCCACCCCAACUGUCUCACCCACCGCCACCCCUACGCCUUCCCCCGUCCUCACGCCACCAUCUCCUUCCCCUACACCCGUCCCUGCUCCGGCUCCUGCCCCCACCGUUCCUUCUCCAUCUCCAUCUCCAUCUUCAUCUCCAUCUCCCACACCGGCACCUUCUUCUCCUUCCCCUAACGCAGAUUCCCCAUCAAGCUCUCCUUCACCAGGUCCCACCACCGGACCACCGGCUGAUAUUCCUCCGAGUGGCACCUUCGCCGAUGGGUGGGUCAACAGAGCCGUCAUCGUUGGCACUGCAGUCGCCGGAUCAUUCCUUGCUGUCACUUUGAUGUGAAGAUGAACACAUGUUUGUAUAAUUAAAUAUAUAUAGGGUCAACAUUCGUUUUUCUUCCUUUUUUGUCUGGUACUUCUACGGAUUAUCAUUUUUAUAUGUUACCUGUUAAUUCUAUAUACUGCUUUUUUUUUUC